UCUAAUUCCAUUUGAAGUAUUGCCAACGUUUGAUAACAAAAUGUUUGUACAGACAUUAUCAUUAUCAGAAUAUAAAAUGUAUCAUUAAUGUAUUUAUGUAUUGUAAUUUGUAAUUAUUCAUCUUUUGGUAAUUGGUACGUCGAUUUGAAAAAACUGUUUAAGAUCUUUAUUUCAAUUAUUUUAAUUUUACAUACAAUGGAGGCAUGGAGCAUUUGAUUGAUCAUGAUUAUUGUAUCUUACCAAUUCAAGAUGUACCUGAAGCAGCAAAUGUAAUUGACGUUCAAGAUGUACCUGAAGCAGCGGAUGUUGUAGCUGACGGUAUGCAUAUAAUACAAAACAUUUAGCAACUUUAAAUAAAAAAAUAAAACUUUAUCAUUAACGGGUUGAGAAUUGAUUAAAAUAAGAAUUCCAUGCUUAAUUUUCUAAGAUUACCAUUUAAGUCAUUAUUAUCUUAUAGACAAUAUUAUUCAGUUUUGGCCAAUUGGAGAUCGGCCAAAAACAUAUAAGUUAAUUCCAGGUGUACAUUAUAAUGAAGAGGUCAUAGAGGACAAUUUAGGGUUUCUUUACUUCAGAAGUAAAUUGACAGAAAAAAAGUGUAAAUUAUUUCUGUUUUGUUCUUUAAUUAUAUUAUUAUUUCAUUUUAUUUUAUGUAUACAAAAUGAGCAAAAGUCAAUAAAUAAAUUUAUAAGACAUAACAGUGCAUUAUAUAAUGAAAAUAGUGAGUAUAAUAUGAUAGAUAUUGUGUCCAUAAAGUUAUUGUAAGUACGAUUUGGUAAUUAUUAUUCUACUAAUAUUUGUUCAAUUUUAUUAUUUUUUCUUGAUAUAUAAUUUUAUUACUUUGUAAUUGUACAUUAGAUAUUUAAAAUGUAAAGAAACUUCAACGAAUGGAUGCCCAGCUACCGCUUUUAUUUCUUCGGUUACUAAGGACAAUGGGUUUUCACUCAAAAGAUGCCAUAAUCAUAAAGUUUGAACAUCAGACACCAAAGUGAGAGAACUUAGAAAUGAACUUGGUAACAAAUGUGUUCAACACUCUGCCCGCUCAUAUUCAGCUCGUACUUUAUAUGUGGAAAGUAUUGUUAGUCACCCAGAAGGUGCUACUAAUUAUACUUUUCUACAAGCUGUUGAAAGAAUGAAAAAAAUUCAGAAGUCUAUUUUUCCACCUACACCUAAAAACUUGAACCACUUGAAUAAUUUAUUACUAUUAGAAAAUAAUAGACAUUUUACAAUGACAUUUCAAACUCCGGAAAGUUUAUUCUAUCAAGGACCACUGACGGUUAAUGGCACAAUUGUCGGUGUAUUAUUUUGUAAUAUUAAAUAUAUUGAAAACAUAAAAAAUGAAUUAAAAAAUGUAAUAAUAGCCGGCUGUGAUGGUACGUUUAAAACAGUUCCAAAAACCAUCGAUGGGGAUUGUUAUCAACUUUUUACCUUUCAUAUAAUAUAUAAAAAUAUUAGUUUCCCGAUGGUAUACGCUUUACUAACUGGCAAAACAGAAAUUAUUUACAAGGAGCUGUUUCAAUAUGUUCGUAAUGUCUUACCCCUGCAGUAUGAUAAAUUGACUAUAAUUACUGAUUACGAGAUUAGCCAGAUAAAUAGUAUUGAAUUAGUAUUUCCGGAAAGUACCCAUCAAGGUUGCUAUUUUCAUUAUUGUCAGUCCAUUUUAAGACAUAUGAGGAAUAAACAAAUACAAAUUUAUAACCUAGUAAAGGUGAAUCCUAUAGCAGCUCGAAUUUUUAGGAUGAUACUUGCUUUACCUUAUCUCCCGUCCGACCGAAAUAGUAGUAUUCCAAGUAUGUUGGAUGGAUUCAAUGCAAUUAUAAUAUACACGGUUCAACAUCAAGAAGUAGAAAAUGCAUUUCAUAGUAAAAUUUCAUAAAUAUUUAUUUUUCUUACGAUAUUCUAUUUUUAUAGCACUAUCGUAAAUGACCAUGUUAAUUUUCCCUGUGGGCCUCCGCCUAUGUUUAUGUUGGAUCCAAGACAAUUUAGCGCAGUCAUUAUAGCGCACGACAAUAAUGUUCGUAUUCUGAAUAGGUACCUAAUUUUUUUCGAAUAAUAAUUAUUGAAAAGUAUUCUUUGAAGACUGGUUAGGUUCAACACUUAUUUAAUGUCAAAAUUGGUAUGUACUUACUAUCUGAUGAAUGUACCUACCCAGUACCCACCCUGGACAAUUUUGAUUAUCCUCUUUGACUAAUUAUAUAUUGUAAAGGCAUUCGAAAAUUGGGAUUUUUAUACAAUAAAAUAGUUUUACAGGAUACGUGUAUAGUGUGUACUAACCUCCAUUGAUAUUGCACUAAAUUAUUUUAUGCUAGUUUAGUCUAGUUUAGUACACCGUUUAUGUUGGGGGGCCUACUCGGGUCUACACAUUGUUUUUUUUGCAGAAUAAAAUAUUCACCAAAUAGGAAUAGAUUAAAUUUAACACAAUUAAUUUUUUUUAUAUAAAUUAUUAGCAAAUUAGCUAAACAUUUUUUUUUAUAUUAAUUUGUUUGGGGGGCCAUAGAAACGUUUCUCCACCCCCCCCCCUUAUUUCCAGAUACUGAAGU
Messenger RNA from Acyrthosiphon pisum (pea aphid), 2537 nucleotides. RefSeq lists its product as uncharacterized. The coding region runs from base 1130 to 1873 and encodes 247 amino acids. The transcript is spliced from 9 exons. Lineage: Eukaryota; Metazoa; Arthropoda; Insecta; Hemiptera; Aphididae. The record is from RefSeq and is a predicted model, not a curated record.